Messenger RNA from Aspergillus glaucus CBS 516.65, 685 nucleotides. RefSeq names its product YciI family protein. The transcript has 4 exons. The record is from RefSeq and is a predicted model, not a curated record. NCBI's taxonomy places the organism in Eukaryota, Fungi, Ascomycota, Eurotiomycetes, Eurotiales, Aspergillaceae. The coding region runs from base 55 to 501 and encodes 148 amino acids.
CUUUGAUUGAUAUUCCAACUGAAUACAAUUCCUUGGGCAAUACAUCUCAACACAAUGUCAGCAUCCAUAUUUUGCGCUAGAAAAUCCGCUCUUUCCACUACCUGGAAUCACCUUUCCAAAGGAGGGCUUUCUCCCAUCCGCGUCGUUGGGUAUCGGACCAUGGCUACGGCUACCGGAAAACCAAAGGAAUUUCUAUGUAUUCUUCCUGAUAAGCCUAAUGCUCUUGAUAUUAGGAAGAAAGUCAAACCUAUCCAUUACGAAGGAAUGAAGCCUCUUGUUGAAACGGGAAGAUUGGUUGCUGGUGGCGCCAUGCUUGAAAAGCAUCCCGCAGAAGGCGAAGAUGCGCCGUUCAAAGGUAGCAUGAUUGUCUACACAGGAGAAAGUGUUGAGGAUGUCCGUGAGGCAAUCAACGGCGACAUUUACGCUAAGAGUGGUGUCUGGGAUCUGGAGAAAGUCCAGAUAAUCCCUUAUGUUUCAGCAGUGCGCAAGCCUAUGCCUUGAACUUGAUGCUACCUGUACAUAGUCUAAAGCUAUACGGCAGCAAUUAAGCCAACCUGAACAUCUACUUUAGCUGGGAGAUUCGAGACUACGAAUUCUGGCAUGAUGCUCGCGUCUUGCUUGUUAGCUGCAGAUCCCUUAUGCAUUAAAGAUAACAUACUCACAAUGACCUUGACAAUCCUGAAGA